Patiria miniata (bat star) is the source of this 2747-nucleotide messenger RNA. RefSeq names its product ankyrin repeat and zinc finger domain-containing protein 1-like. The transcript is spliced from 15 exons. NCBI's taxonomy places the organism in Eukaryota, Metazoa, Echinodermata, Asteroidea, Valvatida, Asterinidae. The coding region runs from base 172 to 2721 and encodes 849 amino acids. Gene Ontology annotation, molecular function: protein binding. The record is from RefSeq and is a predicted model, not a curated record.
GAAGCAGACGAAAUAGAUUCUCUUGCACAAUCACGAUGGAAAUCAUGUAAUGUCAGCCUCCAGCUGUUGUUGUGCAUGCAAAAAUCCACAAGUGAUAACAGUUAUUACACAUGUAACACAACAUAACCACUUGCUUAGAAUCUCGAUUUAGAAUCUCGACCUGCGAAGACAAUGGCUGAAGCAGAUGUAGAAUCACAAAAGGCUGCGAUGUCAACCAAUCCAGACGAAACAAACCUCAGCAGCCAGGAUGAAACAAAGAAAAAGGUCGCAACCUUUCACCUCUACGACCCUGACAUAUCGACCUCGCUCCUGAAGGGAAUCAUGCUGUCAUCGUGCCAGCUCAAUACAGAAAUUGACGAGGUUGUUGAAGAGUCAAACGACGGUCCAGUCAAAAGACCAGAAACUGAAGUUUAUGCCAUCGCAACUAAGAAGACAUGUUUACUGUGCAGUUGUAACUUCACCUCAAGACAACAACAGAUAGACCACUACAAACUGGACUGGCACCGGUUCAACUUGAAGCAAAGGAUGAUUGGAGCUCCUGCUGUAACCGAAGAACAAUUCGAAAAUAUUUCUGGUGAUGUGUCCAGUAUUUCUGGGAGUGAUUCCUCUACAGAUGAUGACAGCGAUAAUGACAGUGAUCGCUCCCCAUACUUUAACUCUGGUUCCCGCACCCCUGACUCACCAAAUCUCUCAGCAAAGAGACGGGAGCCAGACCAUCAUGUCAAAGGUCGUAGGCAUCCCAAAGUGUUCUUCAGGAAUAGCGAUGGACAGCUUUUGUCAGUCCAGCGAUGCGUAUUGCAUGGAAAAAGGGACAUGCCAACCACUCAGCAAGAACUUGUUGCUAUGGCAACUCAGCUUCCAAUAAGGAUGAGAUGGCUUGUUCUCAUGAUUGGUGGCGGCCAUUUUGCUGGUGCCAUUUUUGAUGGGAAGGAGGUUCCUGCCCACAAAACCUUCCACCGCUACACGGUCCGAGCCAAGCGCGGCACUGCGCAGGGUAUGCGAGAUUCGCAACAGGGCGGGAACCAACCGAAGUCUGCAGGAGCCUCCUUGAGACGUUAUAAUGAAGCUGCCCUGGUAGAAGACAUCCACGCCCUCCUUGCGUGCUGGGACGACCAGAUCCGAGACUGUCAUCGCAUCUUCCUGAGGGCGCCCAGCUACAACAAGAAUGCGUUCUUUGGCGGGAAGAACCCUCCACUUGAUCGGCGUGACGAGAGAAUCGUGACCAUACCUUUCGCAACGAGGCGGCCGACGUUCAAAGAGAUCCAACGUGUUCAUGGGUUACUGUCGACUGUGGAUUGUUAUGGAAAUGCAGUUGAGGCAGAGAGGCGCAUAAUGGAAGCCCACUCGCCAAAGAUUAGCCAACCAAAGAAAACUACAAAGAUGAAACAGGAUGAAAAUACACAGAAAACUACAGAAGAAGUGGAAAAUAGCAAAGGGAAAAGAUCUGAGAGCGAAGGUGAAGUUGAUUUAGUGAUGGUUGAAGAAGAGAUAUCGACACUAGAUCUCCAGGAGUUUGAGACGAAUGUCGGGAAACACAAACGACCCAAGAAAAAGAGGAAACCGAGGAAGAAACAAGAAAACAAAGAUGACCAAGACAAAUCCAACAACAAAAUGGACGCCCUGUGCGAAGCCUGCAGGAAGGGAGAUUGGGACCAGCUAAAAGCUAUGCUGACAAGACCUGCAAAUGAAGAGGGUACCAACAAUGCUGCUCCAACAAUGGAGGGAAAGACGGAUGUUGAGGAAACGAGUCAAAUUUUGGAAACGAAAGAUUGCGAUUUACCACGAACAGAGCAAAACAUUCAACAUAAGGGCAUUGAAAAUAGUAUUACCGAGAACGAAACUGCACUCAAACAUGCGGCGGAAGAACAUGGAAACAAGGUUCACGCUUUCGGGAAGGAGGACUCCAAUACAGAAGAUUUAGCUUUGGAAUCUGAUGACAAAAGUUUAGCAAAUGAGAUACAACAAGGGAAACACUGUCAAAAUUCUGAGGUGAAGGACUGUCCAUUGUUGCCAGGCAAUGAGGAGGGCAUGCUGGGUAAUCAGCAAGGCAUGAUGGGUAACGGAGGGGAUCUGGCAGAUGUGGUGAACCGUCCUGUUGAUGAGUUGGGUAACACUCUGUUGCACGUAGCGGUCCAGGCAGAAAGGGCGACGAUUUUGUGGAAUUUGAUGGAAUGUGGAGCAGAUCCUGCCAUAAAAAACAGGAAGGGCCAAGUCCCGUACGUCCUGUGCAACAACAAGGAGUUGAGGAAAGAGUUCCGAAGGUUCAUGGCUGCACAUCCAGGAAAAUAUAACUACGAGCAAGCACAGAUCCCGAGUCCUUUGACGUCCGACAAGGAAGAAAUGCGAGCAGCUAAAGCAGCGGAGAAGAAGAGAAUUCAGAAGAAAAACAAGAGGAUCAGAGAACAGGAGCAAAAGGAAGAGCAGAAGAGACAAGAAGAGGAGCGGAGGAAGCGAGAGGCAGAGGAAGAGGAGAAACGAAAGUUUGCAUCGCUAAGCGACCGAGAGAAGAGAGCCCUAGCAGCAGAGCGACGAUUCCAGGCACAGCUGGCAGUUCAGGGCGCUACGGCAACAGAAACAACCCAACUAAGCAAUACCAAGCGUUGUUGGUUGUGUGGGACCAGUCUAGUUGGCAAGGUGCCCUUUGAGUACUUGGACUACAAGUUCUGCACCAUCCAGUGUGUUAAACAACACAAACAGCAACAGAAGACAUCAACUACGUGAUGGCAAAAGAAACAUCAAAUACAUGA